This is a messenger RNA of Spirometra erinaceieuropaei, 390 nucleotides long. NCBI's taxonomy places the organism in Eukaryota, Metazoa, Platyhelminthes, Cestoda, Diphyllobothriidea, Diphyllobothriidae. The record is from the annotation of a GenBank genome assembly.
AUGUUCACUGCCAUGCUGAUGUACGCCUACCGUGACGAACGCCCUGGGAUCCGCGUAGCAUACAGGACGGACGGCCACCUCCUGAACCACCUGCGGAUGCACUUCCAGUCGCGUGAAUCCGCAACCACCGUCCACAAACUUUUGUUCACCGAUGACUGCGCCCUCAAUGCAACUACUGAAGGCGAUAUGCAAAGGAGCAUGGAUCUCUUCUCCGCUGCCUGCGAUAACUUCGGCCUGAUCAUAAACACAGAGAAGACGAUGGUCCUACACCAACCGCCCCCCGACGCUGCCUACGCCGCACCCCAAAUCAGCGUGAAUGAGUCGCCGAAUUUCCAGGCCAGUCGUCAACCGUUUGGUUACGCAACCUUGAAGGGUGACGGCCCAGGCUGA